AUGCAAAAGAUAUGUGCCAUUGAUGAAGAAAAAAAGUACAAAAGGAAGGCUGAGCAGAGGGAAAAAACUGCUGAAGAGAACAACAGAAAAGUAGGUUUUUUUGUUAAAAAAACAGAAAGGUGGUUGAAAAUGAGUGACAACAACAAUAACAAUAACAACAAUGAAUCUGAAAAGGAACCAUCAGAGGAAGAGGAAAAUAGUGAAGAAAUAGAAAAAUCUGAAGUAGAAGAAGAGGAAUCGGAGGAGGAGUCGGAGGAGUAUAAAUACAGUGAUGGCAAUACUACAGAUUCGGAUGAGCCUAAACUUGAUUCCUUGCCGACCCAAUCACUCUCCACCGAUCAUCCAUGUUAUGAAGAGUAUAUGAAGUCUGGAGAAGACUAUGAAUCUUACCUCAUAGAUUUCGAUCCUCGGACACGAGUUCCACCACUGAGAAAACGAAAUGAUCAAGUACCAGCAUCAUCUCAAGGACCAGCGGCGGCAGAUCAAGUGGCACCAACACAGCAGGAAGCUAGCAGCAGCAGCAAAUCAAGGACGCUCUCCUCCACUGGACAUCCAAAGAGGGGAAGGAAAUGA
Molecule: messenger RNA, 573 nt
Organism: Ziziphus jujuba (common jujube)
Lineage: Eukaryota; Viridiplantae; Streptophyta; Magnoliopsida; Rosales; Rhamnaceae
Exons: 1
Coding region: 1-573 (190 amino acids)
Source: RefSeq, a predicted model, not a curated record